AGGCAGCCUCUCGGCCGUCAGCGCGUAUCUACGGCCGCGGUGUGCAAUAAUACAUCGUUCCGGCAUUCCUGGUUAAUACGUGUCCGUCCGUCACCCGUGCGUCCCCGUGUGUGUCCCCCUCGCCUGGUGUUGUGCUACCGCUUUGGCCGCUACGCGCACCGCAUUACAUUAACGAAAUCUAUAUGGAGAUUGUCCGCCGCGUCUCGCGCCUGGUGGGAUCUCCUCUCGUUCGUGCGUACGCGUAAAAGGUCGCCCGGCCGGUCGGCGCGGCCUCGCCGUUCCAGGGAACGGGGAAACGAACGAUGCCUCGGGGACGGCAGUUGCUCUGCCUUCUGGCGCUCGGCCUCCUCGCGCCGUCGGCCCGCGCCGACGAGCACAAUCACGUCUACGAGGAUGGCGACGAGGUCGUACUAUGGAUGAGCACCGUAGGGCCGUAUCACAAUCGUCAGGAGACGUACUCCUAUUAUUCCCUACCCUUUUGUACAGGUACCAAGAAUGUCAUCAAUCAUUACCACGAGACCCUGGCGGAGGCUCUGCAGGGCAUCGAGCUGAAGUUCAGCGGCUUAGAUAUCGAAUUCAAAGAGGAUAUCUCGAAGACAGAAUACUGCCAGAUAAGUUUAAACGAAGAAAGUCAAAAGGCGUUUGCGUACGCGAUAAAGAAUCAAUAUUGGUAUCAAAUGUACAUUGAUGAUUUGCCAAUAUGGGGUGUUGUGGGUGAGAUUGAAAAUAAUGACGGAGUUGCGGUGUCAGAUUCAUAUUACAUCUGGGCGCAUAAAAAGUUCGACAUCGGAUACAACGGCAAGCAAAUAGUGGACGUUAAUCUGACCAGUGACAACAGGGUGAAGCUGGUGCAAGGCGCGCGUAUACCUUUUAGCUAUGAAGUCAAUUGGAAGAAAAGUAAUGUCAAAUUUGAGGAUAGAUUCGACAAGUAUCUGGAUCCUAAUUUUUUUCAGCAUAGAAUACAUUGGUUUAGCAUCUUUAACAGCUUCAUGAUGGUGAUCUUCCUCGUCGGGCUCGUCACAAUGAUUUUGAUGCGCACUUUGAGAAAGGAUUAUGCUAGAUACAGCAGGGACGAGGAGAUGGACGAUAUGGAGAGGGAUUUGGGCGACGAGUACGGUUGGAAACAGAUACACGGAGACGUGUUUAGGCCUGCGAGCCACGCUAUGCUCUUCUCAGCGCUCAUAGGCGCAGGCUACCAGGUCACAGUGGUGGUGUUGAGCGUAAUCAUCUUCGCUAUCCUGGGCGAGCUUUACACGGAACGCGGUUCAAUGCUGUCAACGGCAAUAUUCGUGUACGCCGCCACGUCGCCCAUCAACGGUUACACGGGCGGCGGGCUGUACGCGCGGAUGGGCGGGCGCGUGUGGAUCAAGCAGAUGAUCCUAAGCGCUUUCAUGCUGCCGCUCAUGGUCUGCGGCACCGCCUUCUUCAUCAAUUUCAUCGCCAUGUAUUACCACGCCAGCAGGGCGAUACCUUUCGGAUCCAUGGUUGCGGUGACGUGUAUCUGCAUAUUUGUGAUAUUACCGCUGACGCUGGUAGGUACCAUUCUAGGCCGUAAUCUCGCCGGGACCCCGGACGCUCCGUGCCGCGUGAACGCAGUGCCGCGACCGAUACCCGAGAAGAAGUGGUUCAUGGAACCGCUGGUGAUCAUAAUGCUCGGCGGAAUCUUACCCUUCGGUUCGAUCUUCAUUGAGAUGUACUUCGUCUUUACCUCAUUCUGGGCGUACAAGAUCUACUACGUCUACGGUUUUAUGUUACUAGUAUUCCUUAUUCUCAAAAUAGUGACGGUAUGCGUCACCAUCGUAUGUACAUACUUCUUGCUGAACGCCGAAGACUAUCGAUGGCAAUGGACGAGCUUUCUUGCAGCGGCUUCGACGGCCGGUUACGUCUACAUUUAUUCCUUUUACUACUUCUUCUUCAAAACUAAAAUGUACGGUCUCUUCCAAACGGCGUUUUAUUUCGGCUACAUGGCACUGUUCAGCUUGGCCCUGGGGAUCAUGUGCGGCACGGUCGGAUAUAUUGGCACCAACGCGUUCGUGCGAAAGAUAUAUUCCACAGUCAAGAUAGACUAAGGAUCGUCGGCUAAAGUAUUCGCAUCGUAACGAUGUGUAAUUCCUAAGAACUACGCGCGCGCGCGACACUCGUUGCUGCUCUCGACGAGAUAAAGCGCAGAACUUUAUUUGUCCGAAGCAGAGCAACGAAGUCCGUCACGUCGCUCGGGAGUGCGAUUCUUGGUUUUUUUUUUUUUUCAGCUUUACCCAUCACCCGACUUAAUUGGUGUCCGCUCUAGAAGCGGCCGCGACGUGUGUUCUUCUCUUCAAUGUACUAUUACUCUUCCAAGGGACGCUUUCCAGUGGAACUCACGCCGUCGCGCGUCUACGCGUUAGAUAGUCGAACGACGUUCUCUCAUCUUCGCAUUCGUCCGUUUGUGUUUUCUUUCCGGUCGUUUCGCUAUUCGAGAGCAAGCAAAGAUACGCUGUAAACGGAUCCUACGAUACUAGUACACGCGCGCGUGUCGCAAAAUGCAGUCACCUGUCAAUAAUAAAAUAAUAAUUGUAAGUGUUAGAGCCGCGAAUCCUGUAUGAGAGUCCGAGCUAUUGUACGAGCAAAACGGUUUACCGCAAUCGUGCAAAUUGAACGUUGUUCUCAUACAUUUUUUUAUCCAAGUAUGCCGC
Molecule: messenger RNA, 2672 nt
Organism: Wasmannia auropunctata (little fire ant)
Lineage: Eukaryota; Metazoa; Arthropoda; Insecta; Hymenoptera; Formicidae
Gene: TM9SF3
Product: transmembrane 9 superfamily member 3
Exons: 10
Coding region: 303-2069 (588 amino acids)
Biological process (GO): protein localization to membrane
Cellular component (GO): membrane
Source: RefSeq, a predicted model, not a curated record